Molecule: messenger RNA, 342 nt
Organism: Sphenostylis stenocarpa
Lineage: Eukaryota; Viridiplantae; Streptophyta; Magnoliopsida; Fabales; Fabaceae
Source: the annotation of a GenBank genome assembly
AUGACGACGGAGUGGAAAACGGUUGCCCUGUUCCCGAUUCCCUCAGUUAUAUAUCUCAUCCACAAUAAUGUGCAGUUUGCUACACUCACUUAUGUGGAUACUUCCACCUAUCAGAUAAUGGGAAAUUUGAAGAUUGUUACGACUAGGGUACUAUUCAGGAUGUUCUUAGGUAGGAGGCUUUCUAACUUGCAGUGGAUGGCUAUUGUGUUAUUGGCUGUUGGGACAACCACUAGUCAGUUAUCUACUGUGCUUUAUGCAUUGUUUGAUAUGGAUAAUGAACUUAAAAUCAGUGUUGAGGAGUUAGAUGAAUAUCUAGUUCCGACGUUUGUUAGGGUUGUGUAG